GCGAGAUAUUCCGAUAACAAAGGCGGGCUCUUUGAAAAUGAAAAACAUUCCCGUUUAAAGUUCGAAUCAGAUUCUUUUUGAAUACUAAUAAAAGUUGUAGUUUAGAAAUUCGUGGGUCAUGUCAGCCAUGAGACAACGAGAGGUGCUGUCACCCAUCGUAACCACACCAAAUAUACCUCAUCGCCAGAAUUCACAGUCAUCUGUUCAUUCCCCCUCAAUAGCUAAAUUUUCAAGUGUAAGCAGUCCAUCCACAUUACUAAUGGAGCAGCAAGAUGACGAGCAGGAGAGGAAAGCCCGGCGUAGGUCCCGUGUUAUGGACCUACAGAGAAAGAAUAUGGGCUCUCCUAGCUCUCCUGCGGACAGGAGAAAAUCAUUGCCUCUUCAAAACUUUACAACUGCUCAACUCACAGAACACUACACAAGCUGUAUAAAGCUGUCGGCAGAAAAUAAAAUCAAUGCCAAGAAUGCAUUCGGCCUUCACUUGAUUGACUACAUGUCUGAGCUGCUGAAAAAGAAAGAGUUAGAAAACUUCCAAGUUGCAAGCACCACUCUUGAUGCCAGUGCCAAAAUCUACGCGGGAAGGGUGGACGCCAUCCAUGCAGAGACAUUCAAGGUUCUCAGUGGUCUGGGGCGAACAGACAAGAAAAAACAGACUGAAGAUGGUGAGGAGAUGGAUGAGGGUGGAGAAGAUGUCCCAGGGGAGGACAGGGGAGAGGAGAAACAGAAAAAGAAGAAAAAGACAAGAAAGAGUAAAACCGUGGAGACCAAUAUUAAGAAUUUGAAUGUGAAAAAGUUUGAUCUGGAAUUUGAGGUUGACCCACUGUUCCAAGUGAUGUCCGCUGCUUUCGAUGAGGGUGGCAGUAGUGGCUUGUUGCUCUCCAAUCUCCGCACAUUCGACAACACCCUGCGCCUUGUGCUGGACUCGAACACCCUGGUUGCUCCAACAGACGACCUUGACACUUCAAGGAUAGAGGAACGGCGGGAAAAUGUGGAUGUGUCUGAUUUUCCGGGUUUGUGCAGAGGUUUACAUCAUAAUGAGCAGAUGUCUCCACUCCAAGUGUGUCCUGCCUUUUCCACAUACAGAUUUACUAACUGGGACUCCUCAGAUCAGAGUUCAUUACCGGGCCUGUCUUCGUCACAAGAGGAACACAGAUUCGAUAUGGACGCAGAGCCUGAGCCAAUCCCUGAAGGAGAUGAUGACAAUAUGUCGAUAUUUGGUGGCGGUGAUGGCAUUAUGGAUGAUGUUGAAGAUGUAGCAGACACAAAUCUUGAUGAAGAUAUGGGUACAGACAACUGUAUAGGUGAUGGGAAGGCUGCCAAACUGGUUCAGUCAGUACUACAAGACAUGACGCAUGGUACAACAGGAACCCUGAUGCAGGUUCUCUCAACAGAGCCCUCAGACUACUCGUAUUUUAACAAGGCUCUUCUACGCUCCUGGGCCGGGCCUGCACAUUGGAAAGCUGGGCACCUGUCCAAAGAAUCUUGGAAAUCAACAGUUUUAUCAAAAAAGGACAAGACAAAAGGAAAGAAGACUGUGUUUAGAAUAGACUUUGACGAAGAAAUAGAUUUUGAUUCAAAGUUUAAACUGUCAAAAGGAACAGCAUUAACCAAAAAUACAUUGAAUAAAUACAGCAAAGAUCAGACUACGCUACCUAAGGAUCACCAUUAUGAUGCGGACAAGCUGUUUAGAUUGUUCUUGUUACGAAAGAAAAUGAUACGUCGACAGAAAUCCAGUGCAGAUGUUGACGAUGCCAUUGAAAAUUAUGAUUAUGAAAACAUUAACGACAGGGAGAAUUACUGUCCUAAUGAUGAGAAUGUAGAUGAUGACAAUGACAGUGGCGAUGUAGACUUUGGAAACUUUGUUGCGGCAGGAACAGACUUUAAUUCUGAAUCAAGCUCAUCCCAGGAUCCGUUUUCUCAGAGCCAGGACACAUUUACACAGGCUAACCCUGGCGACGGCACUCUUCUUACAGGGAAUACACUACUUGCUCAGCCUUAUAAGGUGGCCAAGAUAGACAUAGACUAUGCAAAGACGGCCAAGAAACUAGAUGUGAAGCGACUCAAGUCAUCCAUGUGGCAUUUGCUCAAGGCCUCUCCAAAAACAAGCGAUCAGCCACAAGGAACAGAAGAAGGGAACGAAAACAACUCUGCGAGUGUGGAACCGAGCCCUGGGCCUAGCAGUGAGAAUAAAGAGAUGCAGGGGCAAACAACCUUCCAGAAAUUGCUUGAUGAUCUGCCGGAAAAAGUCUCUGGACAGACGGCAAAAAAUCUUAGCGUCCCCAUUGCGUUUGUGUGUCUACUGCAUCUUGCGAAUGAAAAGACAUUAAAGAUUGAGACAAUGAACAUGGAGGACCUACUGAUUACCCAGGGACUCUGAGGAUCACAUCAAUGUCACAGGGGUGAUAAUGUUCAGGAUUAAUCCAAAAUUCAGGAUUUACAACAUUCAGACUAUCGUACAGUUGUUAACUAAAUUUAUUGCUGGCGUAUACAUUGAAAUAGUAAGAAGUACCUUGAAAUGGAUAUAAAUGGCUUUGGAAACAAUUUCAACAGGGGUGUUAGUCCCUAAACCCUGAUUGGACUAUGACUCCCUCAUACUCAAACUAAAUUUUCAGGGUUGGGAUAUUUGGUCUGUUAUUAUCCCUGAUAUGAAUACUGACAGGAUUUGAAAUAUGCUGCAUAAAACCAGGUGAAAAGGAUAAUCUUCAUUGAUGGCAACCAAGAGAAUUUAUACUGAAAAUAUCUGAUAGAAAAUUAAGCCCAAUUUGAUACCAGGUGAUAACCUAACAAGACUAAGUGAACGUCUGUUUUUACUGUUCAAAUUAUAUGGCGCAGGCUAUAUCUAGAGACCUAAGCACACCUAGAAAUAGGACUUCAACCAAUACAUGUAUAGUGUUAUUAGUGUAAAGUUGACAUUCAAGUUAUUGUUUGAAAUAAACAUCUUAUUAAUGUUUUUAACAACCAAUGGUGCCAUGGUUCUGAAAGGAAAAUGAGUUUCUGUAUGUAGAAAUAAGUAAUGAACUUGAAAAUAUACAUGUAGUGUGUCCAAAGGCCUACAUGUUUGGAAUAAAAGUUUAAAUUGUGCUAUUAAACAACAUAAGAAUGAUCCAAUUCAGCUGAAAAUAAAUUUGUAUGAAACAAUGUGUGACAUCCAAGCUGUAAAUGAAAAAUUGGAGGCGAAUUUUACAGCUGUUUGCAAUAGUGACUAUGAACAGUUUAAAAACUAGUGAUUGAAAAGCAAUGAUUUGAAAAAGUACAAAACAUGGAGGAAGUUGUUUACUUUUCAGUGCUAAAAUAUUAAAGUUUGUACAAAUGUAAACAUGAAAUUAUGUUUUUUAAACACCUAUGGCAGAUUUCAGAAGUGUUUGCAUAAAUGCAAUUAAAACCUGAAGAAAGGAGCGAGACUUUUGAAACAGGAGUGUGUUGCGUAUAACAUUUGUGCCUUCAACCCAAAGGUCAAUGUCAGUGGAGCCCAAGAGGGAUUUCAGAGUAAUAAAUUGUGUAACUACUGUAUUUUGAUUCUAUGACUGAAAAAAGUUAGUGAGACUUCUCCCAAGUCUCCGGUGACUGAUGAAAACAAUUUAUAGAUACCACUAAUUGUGUUCAACAUGUGUAACGGAAUUCAGGGAGGCAUUGGCUUAAUAUUCUCAUCUGUCAUUACUUCGUUACUUAAUUAUUUUUCAUGACCAUUCAUUGCUGUAUAUUGAUUAUUCUAGUAAAAAAAGGUGUUUCAUUGUAAAUCUGUAUUGUACACUUUUCAAAGAUCUUUCGAGGCCUUGGUGUCCUUCAUGGCAAAGGCAGUGUUGUCGUUCGCAAACAUUGGCCAUAACUCUAAAACUAUUCAAGAUAUCAAAUAAACCUUGAAACAUAUGUUGCAGGAGGCAAUACAUACAUGUACAGAAAAGCCCAUAAAACUGGCUUUAAUAAUAGAAAACUGAUGUCCCUUGUUCGACUGAGAAUACAACCACACCCAAUAAUACAAGCAUUGGCUUUGCCAUGCCCUGAUUGUUAUGUUUCAAUACAUUGCAUCACAUUUAUUUAUAGACUGGUAGAUACCCUUUUUAUAUAUAUUAAUAAUUCAUUUUAUGUUAGGGUUGCGAUGAAUUUUGUUUCUAUGAUGAUUAUCAUCAUUAUUGUGUAUUUUUAUCUGUUUUAAUUAAUUUAUUUGUCACAUGCCCUUAAUUAAUGAUCAUGGUCAUCAUCUGCCAUUAAUAAAUGUUCAUGGUCAUCAUAUUUUUAUGCCAUUUAUUAAUUAAUGUUCAUGGUCAGCAUUGUAAAUAUAUCAUAUAUAUGUACAUUGUUUUAACUAAUAUAUAUAUAUACAAUAAGGAUCAUUGUAAUAUUUUCUGUAUUUAUAUAAAGGAUUACACAAACAAAUUGUCCUAAAACAAAUAUUUUACCUUGAAAUUCUAACAGCUGUUGCAUCAGGAUUCCUAUGAAUGAAUUUGUACAUAGGAGAGAUUUGAAACAGUGCAGUACUGGGACAAAAUGCUCCUAGGAUUCUUGAUAAAACACUAUCUAUAUCUUACACUUUUUCUUAUGUGACUAAGAAAGAAAACAAAAUGCAUACUAUUUUUGUCAUUAUAGGGGUUUAAAAAGACAUUGAAUUCUGUAGUUUAUAAUUUAUUUGAACUCAAUGUUCAUAAUCAACAUGACUAUUGACAUGGCAUGUUGUAUCUCAAUAAAUGUGUAUUUGACUAUUGGCUAACAGCAACAAGCAGUGAUAGUUGUAACUAAAUUUAAGCAACAGGUAAUUUGUCAGUGUUUCACAUCAUUUAAAAGAAAGCAAACUAUGUUUUAUGUAGCCAUAGCCUUCAAACCAUGCCAUGGUGCCUGGAUUUGUACUCACAUGAAACAUUGGCGUCAUAUUUUCCACUUAUGUCAUUUUUAGCUUGUCUGUUCUUCAAUGAUAAUUUUUUAGACUUUAUGCAAAAUCUGUGGCAAAAACCAAAAAUAACAUUCAAAUGAAACUUGGUUUACAUAAUACUGUAGACGGUAUGCUCAUGUAUAGCAAGGUGCAUAAAUAUUUCUUUAAUUAUUAUUGAGUUAUGCCCUUGUUCAACUGGAAAUCCCUCCAAAAUAAACUGACAAGUGUUGUAUUUCAUUCCGAGGCUCUCUUGUUACUCGAAGACAUGUUACUGCUUGUUGCUGUUAUCAACUGUUUGUAUCAAUGUAUGUAUGAGUCUUUUUGUUUCUCUGACAUGCUUUGAAAUUGUUGACUUUGUUAGCGAUUAUCUCGUCCUGUUUCUUCAUUUGUCUAUCCUACACAUUACAUAUUACCAACACUUCAUAAGAAUAUAUAUUUUAAAUAUACAUAUGGUACAUUACCAAACAUUUCUCCAUCAUAAUGCUAUUAUUAUGUUAUUUUCCUUCUCAAGUACCAAGUGUUGAUUUUGAAAGUAAUUGCAAAUGGAAUAAAUGUCAAAAACGA
This is a messenger RNA of Mya arenaria, 5428 nucleotides long. RefSeq names its product condensin complex subunit 2-like. NCBI's taxonomy places the organism in Eukaryota, Metazoa, Mollusca, Bivalvia, Myida, Myidae. The record is from RefSeq and is a predicted model, not a curated record. The transcript has 19 exons. Gene Ontology annotation, biological process: mitotic chromosome condensation. Bases 119 to 2377 code for a protein of 752 amino acids. Gene Ontology annotation, molecular function: chromatin binding. Gene Ontology annotation, cellular component: condensin complex.